Messenger RNA from Ornithodoros turicata, 1424 nucleotides. RefSeq names its product TELO2-interacting protein 2-like. Lineage: Eukaryota; Metazoa; Arthropoda; Arachnida; Ixodida; Argasidae. The record is from RefSeq and is a predicted model, not a curated record. The transcript has a single exon. Gene Ontology annotation, cellular component: cytosol; nucleus; TTT Hsp90 cochaperone complex. Bases 65 to 1375 code for a protein of 436 amino acids.
AGUAAGAAAAGCACAUGGCUAAUGUUUACACAUUACAAAGGCCGCACUACCACAUGAGUUCGCGAUGGACAUUAUCAAGCGUCUCCAAAAUGGGACGAGCCUUCCCGAAAAGCGUCUGAUCAUCGACGAUGUAACAAGCAAAGCUGCUGCGUUCGCCACCGAUAUCGCAGCAGACGACACCAUUUCGGAGAAGUUCGCAACAGCACUACUGUCAAGCGGCGUACCGAUCACUUCGGAGAGAGACGAAGAACGCGAAUGCGAACGCGAGGACUUCCCGCAUCUGCCGGAAACCGCCUCAUCGGCUCUCACUUGCGCCGCAAUGGUUCUCGAGCAUUCCUGUACUCUUCGAAAGAACCGCAGGUGUACGGUACCGCUUUCCGUUUUGAGCUACGCACACUUGAACCCAUCGUUGCCGUGGUGUGAUGAGACGUCCGUGACAAGAUCAAAGGAACUCCUCAAGCUCAUCAAAGGCACAGCUUCUCCUGGUGACAUUCCGGUGGGCGUAAUACAUUACAUUCAGGCACACUUAAGGAAAGACACCUGGAAGAAGAACCCGUGUUACCGCCACAUUUUCAAAGCAGCAAUGUCCGAGAUUCAUCUCCCAAAUCUAUACAGCCACAUUGACGUCGUUUUCCCACCUGCCCUACUGCUCGUCGAUGACUACAUGACGCACAACCAACUUCUCGGAUUGAUGUGCGUCAAGCACAUCCUAACUAACGUUGCCCCGACCGAGUUAGAGUGGCGAGGCAGACACGAAGUUAUCUACGACGCACUCAAGCACCUGUUGUACAUCCGCGAAGCACCAGUCAUCCACGCAUUGUACGACUGCCUCCACCGGUUCCUGUUCUCCAGCGACGUCCAGUCGGUUUCACUGUUGAGAGCGCACGAAGAACACGGCCUCCGCGAAAAGUCGGAAGAAGUGUUCCGCGAGAUGCUGAGGGGUGCGGAGGCAGAGCAGAAGAUCGUCAUCCGCGAAGCAUACUCGAGACACUUGGCUCCGUACAUUUUGGGGAUGGGGGUCGGAGUGUUGAAGUACCUGCAGACGACCCUGAGGGUCGUUCUCGACUACAUCGACGUGUACGACACGGCGGAACAGACGUGUCGUCGAAACGCGCUGGUCGCUCUGCAGGCUCUCGUUAAGGUUGCUUGGCCCGUGAUUGGCUCUCGUUUUGACGAGGUCGUCAAGGCGCUAUUUCGUCUCGCUUACGACCUGGACGAGAGGGGAUGUGACGUGAUGGACGACGAACUUCGACGUUGUUUAAAGGUACUGAAGGACGCUUGUCCGGAGGAACAUAAAAAUUUCGUAGGGGAGUUGAGCGGCUUGAAGGAAGAAAACAUUCCCGGUGUGGAGAGACUGUUGUCAUGUUUAGACUAGCUCGCUUCGAUAGCGAACACUAAAGAAAUAAAUGCGGCAUUUUGUUUUC